Messenger RNA from Pistacia vera, 2248 nucleotides. Its product is annotated as protein NRT1/ PTR FAMILY 6.2-like. The record is from RefSeq and is a predicted model, not a curated record. Gene Ontology annotation, cellular component: membrane. Bases 340 to 2085 code for a protein of 581 amino acids. The transcript is spliced from 6 exons. Gene Ontology annotation, biological process: transmembrane transport; oligopeptide transport. Lineage: Eukaryota; Viridiplantae; Streptophyta; Magnoliopsida; Sapindales; Anacardiaceae. Gene Ontology annotation, molecular function: transmembrane transporter activity.
UUGUUUUUUCUUUAGCCAUAGCCUCCAUUCCAAAAAUUCUUCAUCACCUUCAGCCUCCAACUUUUGUAUAGAAUAUCCAUAAAAUUAUAUUUAAAAGGAAAACAGUGCAAGAAGAUUCAAGUCUGGAAAACUCCCAUAUUGGAUAUGAUAAACCUAAUCCUUAACAAUGCCAAAACGAAGUGAAACCUCUCAGCAAUAAUAGUGGUGGUCACUGUAGAGAGAAAAGCACUUUUAUCCUUGCCUAUAAAUUAGUGCCAUUUGAGUGCCAACACAUCUCAGUUUCCUAAUUUCUUCCCAUUCUAUUCCCUAUUCAAGUUCUCCAUCAGAGCUUUGCAAAAUAUGGAUCAGAUAAAGAAUUGGUCUGUUGCCGGUGCAGUAGACUAUAAGGGAUUUCCUGCUGACAGGUCUACGACUGGUGGUUGGGUUCCUGCUGUUUUUAGCUUAGGCAUUGAGAUAUGCGAGCGACUCUCAACAAUGGGAAUAGCAGUGAACCUUGUGACCUAUUUGGGUGGAACAAUGCAUCUUUCAAGUGCUACUUCUGCCAAUAUAGUUACAGACUUCAUGGGUACCUCAUUUAUGCUAUGUUUACUGGGUGGCUUCCUUGCUGACUCCUUUAUAGGCAGAUACACAACAAUUGCAAUAUUUGCCACUGUCCAAACUUUUGGGACCAGCUUAUUGGCUAUAUCAACGAAGCUGCCAGAGCUGCGGCCCCCUCCUUGCCAUGCUGCCCAAGUUACUCAAUGCCAACGAGCUAAUGGAUUUCAAAUGGGAAUUUUAUAUCUUGCCUUGUAUCUAAUUGCACUGGGGACUGGUGGCCUAAAAUCAAGCGUUUCAGGAUUUGGAACCGAUCAGUUUGAUGAGAACGAUGAAAAGGAAAGGACGCAAAUGGCCUACUUCUUUAGUAGGUUCUUCUUUGUCAUCAGUACAGGGACUUUAAUGGCUGUCACAGUGCUUGUUUACAUUCAAGAUGAAGUUGGUCGAAGCUGGGGUUAUGGAAUUUGUUCCAUUUCAAUGUUUAUUGCUAUAGUGAUAUUUUUAUCAGGAACUCGAAAAUAUAGAUACAAGAAAUGUUCAGGAAGUCCUAUAGUUCACAUCGGCCAAGUUGUUGUGGCUGCUGUAAAGAAGAGGAAGAUCGAACUACCUUCUAAUACUGACUCCUUAUAUGAGGACUUCCAUGAAGAUGUGAGAAUCCAGCACACAAAUCAGUUCCGCUGCUUGGACAAGGCCUCUGUUGUGACAAAAGCUGAUUAUGAAAUUGACGGUUCCCAAACUCGCAACCCUUGGGAGCUUUGUUCAGUUACCAGGGUGGAAGAGGUGAAGAUGGCGAUUAGACUACUUCCAAUUUGGGCAACAACAAUCUUAUUUUGGUCCACAUAUGCCCAGAUGAUCACAUUCUCAGUAGAACAAGCUUCCACCAUGGACAGAUUAAUAGGACAUUUUCAAAUUCCAGCUGGUUCCCUCACUGUCUUCUUUGUGGCAGCCAUAUUGCUCACUUUGGGAGUUUAUGAUCGAGUGAUCAUACCACUGUGUAAAAGAUGGAAAGGAAAACCAGGAUUCACCAACCUACAAUUGAUAGCCAUAGGACUCUUCUUGUCAGCUGUUGGAAUGGUAGCUGCGGCCCUAGCAGAGGUCAGACGUCUAUCAGUAGCAAAAGCCUAUGGUACUACCAUGACAACUUUACCGAUCAGUGUUUUCCUUUUGAUCCCACAAUUCUUUUUGGUGGGUGCCGGAGAAGGAUUUAUAUACACUGGUCAGCUAGAUUUCUUCAUCAGUCAAGCACCUAAAGGAAUGAAAACAAUGAGCACUGGCCUUUUCCUUACAACUCUUUCACUUGGGUUCUUUUUUAGUAGCCUUCUGGUUUCCAUUGUGAAGGCUGUAACUGGAAGUAGAGGUAGACAAGGUUGGGUUGGUGAGAACAUAAACAAUGGGAGACUUGAUUGUUUCUAUGGACUUCUAGCUGCAUUAAGCUUCAUUAAUUUUGUAUUAUUUCUUAUUUCUGCAUCAUGGUACAAGCGGAGAACAACUAAACAUGUUCCAGAGAUGGAGAUUAUAGUGAAAGGUUCAUCAGCUGAAGAGAAGCAGUAGGAUUAGCUUUCGGUGCUUGUACAUUAAUAGUUAUGUCAGGGCUUGUAACCCUUUUCAAUUCAAUUUAAGGAUUGUACUGUUUGUUUCCUUGCAAGCUUAUUGUAUCAGAAACGAUAAAAUGCAAAGAGAAAUCAGUAGAAUGGACUGUAAUGUUUGUCAUUAA